Messenger RNA from Maudiozyma barnettii, 900 nucleotides. RefSeq names its product PQ-loop repeat-containing protein. The transcript has a single exon. NCBI's taxonomy places the organism in Eukaryota, Fungi, Ascomycota, Saccharomycetes, Saccharomycetales, Saccharomycetaceae. The coding region runs from base 1 to 900 and encodes 299 amino acids. The record is from RefSeq and is a predicted model, not a curated record.
AUGAUAAAUACAACUGAAUCAAAUCCGGCAGCAACAGCACUAGCAACAGUAGGUACAGUACUAUGGUGUAUUCAACUAAUCCCACAGAUUUAUCAUAAUUGGAAAAGAAAAGAUUGUACAGGUGUACCCCCACAUAUGAUGUUUCUAUGGGUGAUAUCAGGGAUCCCAUUUGCCAUCUUCUUUUUAAUCCUUAAUACAAAUAUAAUUUUACAACUUCAACCACAUUUAUUUACAUUCUUUUGUGGUGUAGGAUUUGUUCAAUCAUGUUAUUAUCCUCCUGUAAAGAUGCCAAUAUGGAAAAUUGUAGCCAUUUCGAUUGGGAUAAUAUUAGUAGAUAUUGGAUCUGAAAUCGGAUUUGUCCUUUGGUUACGUCCCUUAUAUGCGCAAGGUAUUAAGUGGCCUUCAAUGAUUUUUGGUAUUUUAGCAUCGGUACUCUUAGCCAUAGGUUUAUUACCACCAUAUUUUGAAUUGGCAAAAAGGCAGGGGGAAGUCGUCGGAAUAAAUUUUGUCUUUUUAACAUUAGAUAGUCUUGGUGCUUAUUUUUCAAUUGCAAGUGUAUGUGUCGGUGAUAUGGAUAUAUUAAGUAUUAUCUUAUAUGCAGUCAUUGCUGUAUUAGAAAUGGGUAUAUUUUUGUCUCAUAUGAUAUGGUUAUGUAGAUUCAAAUGGUUUGGAAAUGAUAAACAACAACAACAACAAAAAAAUAGAGAAAUGAGUGAAUCUAGUGAGGAAGACGGAGGACAAACCGUUUCAUAUAUCGAUGAUUCCUUAGAAAUUGGAACGGAAAAGCAAAUAAAGAAUAGAGAAUCUACAUUUGAAAUUAAUUCAGAAAUUGAUAAUGAAUUUGUUUAUAAAACUGCAACAAAGGCAAACGUGUCGGCAAUCUUUAAAUAUAUUCCUUAG